Molecule: messenger RNA, 1539 nt
Organism: Colletotrichum orchidophilum
Lineage: Eukaryota; Fungi; Ascomycota; Sordariomycetes; Glomerellales; Glomerellaceae
Product: F-box domain-containing protein
Exons: 2
Coding region: 1-1539 (512 amino acids)
Biological process (GO): SCF-dependent proteasomal ubiquitin-dependent protein catabolic process
Cellular component (GO): SCF ubiquitin ligase complex
Molecular function (GO): protein binding
Source: RefSeq, a predicted model, not a curated record
AUGGCAGACGAGCCGCCAAAGCUCGAUUCCGAGUUAGAGUCUUUCCGGCAACAAUGGCAAACUGAGUUGAAACACAAAAGGGAAGUCCCAGAAGCCCGAGAGCCUCGGUCGAAAAGGGAGGCUUCUUCAUCAUCCAAGCAAUCAGUUGCUGCAGAGAUUCCAAAGAGCGUGGUAGCCAAGAGGUCUCAAGUAGAAGAGGAUGAGGAGUAUGCACAAUCUCUUGUUUUCGAUGAACCGGCGCCUAUCGUUUCUGGUUCGAACCUGGAGGGGCAGUCUGGUCCCAGUACCAAGGAGGCCAAAGAGUUGGUUUCUGCCCUCGAUCACUUUGAGGAAGCUGUCGAGAAGGAGGCAAUCGGCAGCUUAGGGGACAGCCUGAAGCUGUACCGCAAGGCAUUUAGGAUGGAUAACAGAGUCGACUUGGCGUAUCGCAAGAAGCAUUUCCCUACUGGUGUCGCGAAAGCACCGCAGCCCUCAGCAUCGGGUCCAACGGCCGCCGCCGCGAGCUCGACAAGCAAGCCCGCAGAGACGCAGACAAUGAGUGAGCUGAUUGCUGGGUUCUCAGGUCUUUGUGUGUCGGCGGCGCCUCCGCCGGUGGAAGGAGACCCGGUGCCGCCAUGCCCCAUUGCCGGAAUGCCCGAGGAAAUCCUAGUCCACAUCUUCAAGGACGUGGCCGUCCUCGAUGUCGGCGAUUUUGUGCGGUUAUCACUUGUGUGCAAGCGCUUCGCCUACAUCGCAGCCACCGAGCAACAGAUUUGGCGCCGCAUCGCCCUUGGCACGGAAUUUGGCUUUGCCGGCAUGCACUACCACUGGCAACGGGGCGUCUCCUGGGAGCCGCUGGACGAAGAGCAAGAGCAAGACAACGGCGACCUCGGAUACGUAACCAUGCAGGAACUAGCGCAGCGCCGCAAAGAAGAGAGCGAGAACACCGCCCUCACCCUCCUGCCGGAGCUCUACGCCUCGUCCUGGCAAAACAUGUUCCGGCACAGGCCCCGGAUCCGCUUCAACGGCUGUUACAUCAGCACCGUAAACUACAUCCGCUCCGGCCAAGCCAACGCCAACCAAAUCACCUGGAACAGCCCCGUCCAUAUCGUCACCUACUACCGCUACCUCCGCUUCUUCCGCGACGGCACCGCCAUCAGCCUUCUCACCACCGACGAGCCCGCCCACGUCGUCCACUACAUGACAAAAGAUCUGCUCGAGCAUCACCGCGGCGGCGGCGGGGCGCACCUGCCAUCCGUCGUCUUGCAGCACGGCUUCCGCGGGCGGUGGCGGCUGUCCUCCAACCUCGACCACCCGGAUAGGCCGCUCGGCGAGGUCGAGGGCGACCUGGCUGUGGAGACGGAGGGAGUGGGCGCCAAGUACACCUACAGGAUGUAUCUAGAGAUGCGCAACGCCGGGAAGGGCGCGCGCAACACCAAGCUUGUCUGGAAGGGCUUCUACAGCUAUAAUAAGCUGACGGACGACCUGGGCGAGUUCGCGUUGAAGAAUGACAAGCCGUUCUUCUUCAGUAGAGUCAAGAGCUACGGCGUCGGGGAAUGA